UUCGGCCGUUACAUCGGGUGCUUAGUUUUCCUUCUAUUUCGGGCCCUGCGCCACUGACAGUUCACUUUAGUUGGUGGCUCGAGUGCAACGUGCGGCAGUGGAAAACGGAAAAGCGCUUUCCAGGCAGAGUGCUUUAGUAUUUGCCUGCAACUAAUAAAAACGUGUAUCUUCAACCGCCGUCCGCUCAUACAAUAAAAAAAAGUAAACACAAUAAAAUAAUAAAAAAAAAAACAAUACAAAUCUACAAAAAACGCGAAAAAAACAAUACAAAGAUCGUUCAGCAAUUAGUGCAACAAACCACACAAAGGGCGAAUCCGCAUCCGAAUCCGCAUCCGAUUCCGAAUCCGACCAAAGAUGGCGUUCAUUUCAAAAGAUUUUCGCUCUCCGGGGGAGGCCUGGGUGAAGACCGACGAGGGCUGGGAGCGAUUGAAGGUGCUGGAGUGCGGCGGCAAGCGGAAGCGACACCACUCGGAGGGAAGCAGUAGCUGCCAGGAUGCCGAGGAUGCGGUUGCGGAGGAGGAGGGAACAAUCAUGCCACCUCACUACCAUAUCACGAUCCGGUGCACCCGCGAAAUCGCCGGCUUUAAUGGCCUGACCGAGGCGGUGAAGCGACUGGACUUCCGUCGUUCAGUUCGGGACCGGAAGCGCUUCCACUACAUCUGUGCGGUCCUUCUGCUGGUUUCCAACAAGGGCAUCGCCAGCCUGCCGGGCAGUGCACAGCGCCAGUUGCUCCAAAUGGUCGAGGAAGUGGCCUCUCAUGUCAACGACAGUCAGCAGCAUCCUAAUGUUUUGCGUGGCCUGGCCUUGAAACUGGAGCACAUCGUCCACCAGGAGAACCAGAAGUGCUGGGGCAAGCCCCUAGGCAGUCCCUACCUGUGGAAGGAGCACCUGGCCACUAUUAAGCGCAUCCAGCGCGUGGCCAGCCAGAUUGAGAUCCGUGAGCCCGAUCCGGAGGCCAAGCCGAAGCUGCAUGAGCUGCCGGAGGAGUGCGUCCGUGAGAUUAUUUUGUGCAUUGCGGAUCACAGGGAUUUGGAGUCCGCCGCUGAGGCCUGGGACACCAUGGCCAAGCUAGUCUCGGAGCAGCGCAUCUGGCGCGAACUGACACGCUUCCACUUCAACCAGCGACAGAUCCACACCAUCCUCGACCUGGAGAAGUUCAAGAAGAUGGGAGACAUCAAAGACUGGAAGCAGAUCUACCACCAGCUCCGGCGCACCUACGGCGUCAACGACGACUACCAGUUCGCCGAGGUGCUGGCCCUGUGCCGCUCCUGCUGCUGCCUCUUUUGGCCGUCAGACGGUCAUCCGUGCAUCGUCGACCAGAGCCCGGACUACAAGCAGCGCCUGGAGGAGGCGGGCCACCAGCUGGCGUUGGCCCAGCCCGUACCGCCCGCCCAGUUUCUCAAGUACUUCUCGUUGUAAGCCGGAACCUGAGACGGGGCGGAGACGGAGUGGCGACCAAGGGAGAGAGAUAGAGAUAGAUCGAUAUGUAUUUUUGCGGAGGAUGAGGUGGAUGUGGAGUUGGAGCACCCAGCACAGCCGUUGGAUAAGUUGUUCGGCUGCGUAUGAAAGUCUUUAUGUGCGUGUUAAAGUUUUACCCUUGGAGUGGAAUGGAGUUUAGGAGUUACCGAGCUAAGGAGUGGAUCAAAGGAUCAGAGGAUCUGAAAAAGCAAAGUGAUAAAGAAAUCCCUAAUCUAUAAAUGUAUAUGUGUGUCGCCAAAAUCAUUUCGAUUGGUUUGCAGUUUGUCCAGAUUGAGAUUCAGAUUCUAGUUGGGCGUGGCUUUCGUUGAGUUAAUUGCCAACAUUUUUGUAUUAUUAGGCGAUCAGAGAUAGGGAUCUGGAGCGGUGAUUACUAUUAGUUGUCUAGACAUAUUGAUCGACUUGCGUGUCAGUUACCAGGAUCCAUAAAUCCUGGUCAGGAUUAUUAAUUUUUUUUUGUAUUUUUUGGAUCGGACACGCUAAACGAACUGCCACAAACAAACAAAAAAACGAGAAUAAGCUAUAAUUCUUUUCGUCAAACUGAUUACUGCAAAACUUGUAUCGAAAAACUAUUUUUAAAACUACCAGUUUAUAAUAUAUUAUUACCGAUUUGUUCAUUUUAAGACAAACCAUGCGGAAUACACUUUUAUGCAUGACUUUUGAGCGAUCUAUUAUAGUAUCUAAGUGUAGUUUCUUUUACGUAUAUCAGCUGUUUUUGGUGCUAAAUCUUAUUAUAAGUUCCAAUCAAAAUCCAAACAAAAUCAAAUCAAAUUAUAGAAACUAUAGUUUCCAUCCCCGAUACCCCCCAAAGACCGACUUAAUUCGAGCUGUAGUUCCAUGUAGAAGGCGUAUGUAGGAGUGGAGUGAAAUCAUGUGAUGUUGCAGGAAGCAAAGCUAGAAACGAAUACACCUACCUAACGAUAACAAAUCUUAAUGCGAUUUGCCGCCAAGCAAUGCUAUAUACAAAUAUUAGAGAUUGUCGCCAGUCGCCAGAGUUUAAGAUGAUAAUUUUAAUGGAUUGAAGACCCAGAAAGCGGAUAAUCCCCAAGACCCCAUCAAGGAUUGCUCAGUGCUUGAAAAAAAAAAAACAAAUAAAAAACGAACAGAAGUAAUAUUUAAAUAAAAAAAGUUAAUGUGUAUAGACAUUUUCUUAAGUAGAUCCUUAGACCAGUCCUCAUUUCCGCCGAUUUCCCUGUAAAAUAUCUGUUCGAUCGCUUUAAUAUUACAACUACAACUAUUACUAUUGUAAGUACGAAAGUUUUAGCAUUAUCGACUAUUUGUUUGCUACCAUUUCUAUGCAAAAAAAAUAUCUCAUUUAUGUUUAAAAUAAAUUUGCAAAUCUGUGGAUCA
This is a messenger RNA of Drosophila bipectinata, 2826 nucleotides long. Its product is annotated as F-box only protein 32. Gene Ontology annotation, cellular component: cytoplasm; SCF ubiquitin ligase complex; nucleus. The record is from RefSeq and is a predicted model, not a curated record. Lineage: Eukaryota; Metazoa; Arthropoda; Insecta; Diptera; Drosophilidae. Gene Ontology annotation, biological process: protein ubiquitination. Gene Ontology annotation, molecular function: protein binding.